This is a messenger RNA of Drosophila gunungcola (fruit fly), 500 nucleotides long. RefSeq lists its product as uncharacterized. The transcript is spliced from 2 exons. The record is from RefSeq and is a predicted model, not a curated record. NCBI's taxonomy places the organism in Eukaryota, Metazoa, Arthropoda, Insecta, Diptera, Drosophilidae. The coding region runs from base 89 to 481 and encodes 130 amino acids.
CAAGGUUUUUCAUUUAGUAACACAUUACUUUUAUUUAUCUGUCAACGAUUUGUCAGGGUCAAAAAUGAUCGUUUAAAAUUUAAGGUCGAUGGGCUUAAGUUAUGAGGGGCGGCUUGUUAUUGGUUUCUUGUUCAUUGUUCUGGUCGUAGUUGUUGUCCAAGCGGUUCCUUUGCCCGCUCACCAUCAAGUAUCCUUGAAUUUCCGUUCAAAUUUGCUGAUGAGCAGGUAUGGCGAACCGCUGAAGCCUUUGCGCAGUUUUGAAAACUCCGAAGAGAGAAUUGUCCUGCAACCCAAACGAGAAGAAGGAUUUGAUGACAAUCAGGGUGGCGGAGUCGUUUUGGAGGGUUUCGACGAAGGCAGCGGAGAAGAUUGCGAUGAACUGCCUUACGGACCGACAACUCAGGCAGGAAAGGACCCGUUGACUGCUAUCUUGGGUUUUUGUGUCCCAGUGGGUCUAAUCAUGAUCCAGUUUCUAUUGUAAAAGAUUUAGAAAAAGAACA